Molecule: messenger RNA, 1974 nt
Organism: Bipolaris sorokiniana ND90Pr
Lineage: Eukaryota; Fungi; Ascomycota; Dothideomycetes; Pleosporales; Pleosporaceae
Exons: 4
Coding region: 1-1974 (657 amino acids)
Biological process (GO): mitochondrial glycyl-tRNA aminoacylation
Cellular component (GO): mitochondrion; cytoplasm
Molecular function (GO): glycine-tRNA ligase activity; ATP binding
Source: RefSeq, a predicted model, not a curated record
AUGCCGAGUGAUACCACCACCUACAAGGGCAAGCCCUUUGAGCGCGCUGCCUUUGAGCAGCUCAUGAAGCACAAAUACUUCUAUGCGCCCUCAUUCGAUAUCUACGGUGGCGUUGCUGGUCUGUACGACUAUGGACCGCCCGGCUCUGCCCUCACCGACAACAUUGUCGACAUAUGGCGCGAACACUUUGUGCUCGAGGAGGACAUGCUCAAGGUUGAACCCACCAUCCUCACCACACACGACGUCCUCAAGACCUCGGGCCACGUCGACAAGUUUGCCGACUGGAUGUGCAAAGACCCCAAGACGGGUGAGAUCUUCCGCGCCGACCACUUGGUCGAGGAGGUGCUCGAGGCCAGGCUAAAGGGCGACAAGGAGGCGCGUGGCCAAAAGGUCGAGGUCGAAGAGGAGGAUCCUAAGAAGAAAAAGAAGAAGGUCAAGAACAUUGCAGCCAUCAAGCUUGAGGACUCAAUGGUCAAGGAGAUCGAGGAGGUCCUGGCAAAGAUUGACAACUAUAAUGGCGAGGAGCUGGGUCUUCUCAUGAAGAAGUACGACAUCCGGAACCCUGCCAACAACGGCGAGCUCCUGCCUCCUGUUGCCUUCAACCUCAUGUUCCAGACUUCCAUUGGUCCCUCGUCGAACCUGCCCGCCUAUCUGCGACCAGAGACUGCCCAGGGCCAGUUUGUAAACUUCCAGAAGCUGCUAGACCACAACAUGCAGCAGAUGCCUUUUGCGUCUGCCUCCAUUGGCAAGUCUUUCCGCAACGAGAUUUCGCCUCGCCAAGGUCUCCUGCGUGUACGCGAGUUCCUCAUGGCCGAAAUUGAGCAUUUUGUCGACCCAGAGGGUGGCAAAAAGCACCCACGAUUCAAUGAGGUCAAGGAUGUCGAACUUGAACUGCUCAACCGCGACGUCCAGCUGGCCGGCAAGACCACGGUCGAGACCACAAAGAUUGGCAAGGCAGUUGAGACUGGCCUGGUCGACAACGAGACACUGGGUUACUUCCUGGCUCGCAUCCAGCUCUUCCUCCUCAAGAUUGGUGUCGAUCCUAAGAAAAUCCGCUUCAGGCAACACAUGGCCAAUGAGAUGGCUCAUUACGCAGCCGACUGCUGGGACGCCGAAUUGCUCACAUCGUACGGCUGGAUCGAGUGUGUUGGCUGUGCUGACCGAAGCGCAUACGACCUGUCUGUGCACAUGAAGAAGACUGGUGCGCCCCUGAUUGUCCGUGAGACAAGAAAAGAACCGCUCAAGGUCGAGGAGUGGCAAUGUGACAUUGACAAGAAGAAGUUUGGCCCCAAAUUUAAGAAGGACGGAAAGGCUGUUGAAACAGCCAUUGAGUCCUUGUCGCAAGAUCUGCGCGAAAAGCUGUCUCUGGACUUGGAGAAGGAGGGCAAGAUUGUCAUCGAUGUCCCCGAAGUUGCCGACGGCAAGGUCGAGGUGCCCAAGGAGCUCAUCACAAUCGAGAAGCGCACCCGGGUCGAGACGAUGCGAGAAUACACGCCAAAUGUCAUUGAACCAUCAUUUGGUAUUGGCCGUAUCUUCUAUGCUCUGUGUGAACACGUCUACUGGACUCGCGAGCAGGACGAUGCCCGUGCUGUUCUCUCAUUCCCUCCUGCGGUUGCACCAACAAAGGUGCUCAUUGUGCCGCUCAGCUCAAACCCAGACUUUGAUCCUUUCGUAAAGACACUGAAGGAUAAACUUCGGAAGCUUGGCAUCUCCAACCGAGUUGACGCAUCUGGUGCAUCAAUUGGCAAGCGCUAUGCACGAAACGAUGAGCUUGGUACCCCACUUGGUAUCACCGUUGACUUCCAGUCAAUCAAGGACAACACUUUCACCCUUCGAGACCGUGACACAACUGAGCAGGUUCGCUCGAGUUUAGACGACAUUGCCCAGGCCAUUUCCAACAUCGUAAAGGGCGAGGAGACAUGGUCAGAUGUUGCCAAGCGCCUGCCCAAAUUUGAGGGCCAAGAGGUAGACUGA